AUAACGUAUUCGAUUCGAAAAUUUAAUAUUACAAAAACACUGUAUCUUUACUUUUUAAUUUUUAAUAUUAUUAUAAUGGACAGUGUAAUACAAAAUUUAAUAGAAAGUUAUCCCAAGUAUAAUGUUGAAAAACAACGAAGCUCAAGUUAUGUAGAAAUGUAUACAAAGGAUAAAUCUGAUAUAAUAAUCGUAUACGCAAAGACAAAACCUGCGAGUACGACGGCUUACUCAGAAAAUAAUAAAAAUAAUGAAGCAGAAGAAUUAGAAUUAACAGGCUCGCCACUUAAGCUGGAUUUGAGUUUGCACACUAUACUAGAUGAUACUCUAAUUACUGACGAGCCACAGUUAUGGAAGAAGGAAGAAAUAUUUCAUGCCCCUAUAGAUGUAGAUACAGCAAGGCAAAUAGCUAAUCAAUACAACAAAAGUCUAAGCGUUACAUCGAAAGAAAAUGCAAUACCCAUGUGGGUACUAUGUAGUCCCAGUAAUGAAGGCAACCCAUUACUCAUUACGGUCCAGUCUAAUGAGGAAUGCUUCGCUAGAGGAAUAGUUACCUAUCAGGGGUCCAUGACAUUGGAUGAUAUUGAUAUCGACAAAUAUGUUGAAGAUUAUGUUGCAUAUGAAAAAAUUAAUGAAGAUUCGGUAAGUUUGUCUGUGGACUGUAAAUAUACAAUAUCGGGUAUAUCUUAUGGAUCGCUGACAAUGGAAGAGCAACUAAAUGCUCCACAUGGUGGUGUCACCGACUUGUACUGUGAAUGGACUUCCAGGACUCUCGCUACACCGUUUAUAAGCUGUAAAGUUCAUUUCGAACAAGAAGUGACUGUGGGACAUUUGGCAAGUCCGUGCAAUGCCAUAUGGAAAUCAGUAUCUUCGCUUCACAAUAUCAAUCAAUUGCUUGUGGAUAUGACGGCAGCUGGAUUUAAUUCUGUUGAUUUAGAAAAAGCUAUUAUAAGAAACAUUAUACCGGGAAUGAAGCGAAUGAACAACUCAAAGCGCAUCAAUAAUCUCCUAAACGAAACGGAAAUGUAUACAUAUACCGCAGAAUGUCCCGCGGGGGGCUGCAUCUGUGUCACGGAAGAUACUACAACUUUGAGACAAUGUAUGACCGCUAUGUGUUCUCAGGGCUCGAGCAACGAUUUCACAUACAAACUGUGGGAUAUAUUGAGAGACUGUGAAACUGCUGAAGAACUAAUAACGUUAUUGAUUCAAGUACUGAAAUUCAUCUCGUCUGGGAAAAUUAGACCGUUCAUCGACGUCAACAAUAAGACAUAUCUAUCGAAAUUGGUCCUCAAACUAUCUAGAGGUCACUCUCAGACAUCCAAAGUGCUGAAAAACUUACGAUCAAGUCCACCACAGGCACUGUCCCUUGUUGCUCAAGUCGGGAUAGAGAAGUGUAUGUGGGAAUAUACCAGGAUUAUGUCGCUUCUGGAACAUUCGUUUUUCAUUGCUGGAGUUUGGAAUACUGAUGCCAAGUCACACGAAUCCAUUGAACAAAUAAACCAAACGAUCCAAGACAUGACGAUGGGGGGCGAUUUCACAUUAAAUCCAUUUGAAAGUAUUGCCACAACCGACCAUUCUAUACGUAUAGACACGGAAUCAUUUUGUAUCGAUGACGCUAAUGAGUUAACCGUUGACGAUUUCGCCUCUCUGAAAAAACAUGGCUUGGUGAACGAGAAGAAAGAUGUCAAUGAGGUGCCAUUAAUAUCAGAUGAAAUAGACAUCAGCCCAUGGAAGAAUCUUCUCAUGAAGUUCGCUCAAAUUCACGUCUGCUUGGAACACUUGUAUCGUGCUGAAAAUUGCUUAAGAGCUGAUUUCGCGCAAUUAAAGCCGAUGGCAUCAAAGCUGUUAGAAUAUUAUGUAUCUGAAAAAUCUCCAAUCAAAACGGUUGGACAGUUGCUGAGCGAUCCCGUCCAGAAGAUUUGUAUUCCAAUAGCGAAUAGCGUUGUUCAAGAUCACUUGAAAAAAUCAGCGCUAUGGUAUAGAAUGGAGUUGAAAAAGAAAACAGAUUCAUCAGAGAAACCAACCAGAACUUCAAAAGUUACUUACGUUUUCUCUCAACUGCCCGUAUUCCCUCCACAAGUUUGGCAAAUUUUAGAGCCUCCAACAGAGGAAAUAGCAGAAAUCACAACGAUUGAAGAAUUAAAAUAUAAUUGUACCAAAUACAUUCAUAUAAAUAAUACAUUGUCAAGAAAAUUUGAUUUUAUAUCAUGAGUUUUAGUUAUUUUUUUGAUUAUUAUGAAAUAAA
Vanessa atalanta (red admiral) is the source of this 2242-nucleotide messenger RNA. RefSeq lists its product as uncharacterized. Bases 76 to 2208 code for a protein of 710 amino acids. NCBI's taxonomy places the organism in Eukaryota, Metazoa, Arthropoda, Insecta, Lepidoptera, Nymphalidae. Gene Ontology annotation, biological process: protein localization to kinetochore; mitotic spindle assembly checkpoint signaling. Gene Ontology annotation, cellular component: RZZ complex. The transcript has 14 exons. The record is from RefSeq and is a predicted model, not a curated record.